AUGGACGGAAAAAGGGCAACAUGCUGUUUAAGCCUUUUUUUUGCAGUUACAGUGUUCAUUCAUAUGAAGAGUUAUGGUGCUGUAGUCCAGGCUGGAGAUUCUCUUUCCUUGGGUUCCUCGCUUGCUGGAAAUCAGACAUUAAUUUCAAAGAAUGGCACUUUUGAAUUGGGAUUCUUCAGCCCAAAUGGGAGCAAUAACUGGUACAUUGGUAUCUGGUUUGCCAAUGUACUAGAGAAGACGAUUGUUUGGGUGGCUAACAGGGAGACUCCCGCCAGAAACAAAUCUGGUGUUUUGAAGCUGUCAAGACAAGGUAAACUGAAACUGUUUGAUUCAGAGGGCGCGUCUAUUUGGUCGGUCAACAUAUCCAGCAAGGCAUCCCGGGCUGUUAUUUUAGAUUCUGGUAAUUUCUUAAUGCUGGGCGAUGACAAUAAAGCAGACACUGUGUGGCAGAGUUUCGAUAAUCCCCUAGAUACAUUGCUGUCUGGGAUGAGAUUCGGUGGACAGCAAAAGUUAGUCUCUUGGAAAAAUUCAUUAGAUCCCGCUCCAGGGCUUUUCUCUUAUCACGUGGAUCCAUCAGAGGCCAAACAAAUGGUGCUAACAUGGAACAAUUCUAUACAGUAUUGGGAGAGCGGAUCUUGGGACGGCAAUGUUUUCAAUGACAUUCCAGAAAUGGUAAUGGAAGGCCUUUACAAUAUCAGCAUUGAAAGUACCAGAUCUGCUUUGUAUGUCAGUUAUAAAUUGAUAACUAACAUCAAUGCGCUCUCACGUGUCGUCCUAACGAAAUCCGGAGACUACGGACAAGCUUUAUAUGAUGGCAGCAAGUGGAACAUGUUCUGGUCUGUGCCUAGAGAUGAAUGCGCCAUAUAUGGUCUCUGUGGCGCUUAUGGAACCUGCAACUCCAACCAUCUUCAGUUCUGCAGCUGCGUGGAAAGCUUCACCCCCAAAGACAAUAGGGCCAGGGAUUCGCAAGAGUGGUGGUCCAGUGGCUGUGUUCGCCAGAGACCGUUAAAUUGCAGCACAGACGGAUUCAUCGACUCCAACGCAACGUUGCCCAAUGAUUACCCAUCAUCAUUCCCUGCACCCACCAAAAAGGAUUGCGAGAAAGCCUGCCUCAGCAACUGCUCUUGCACUGCUUAUUCUUUCAAUCCGCUUUCAGAGUCCUGCCAAAUCUGGUCCGGACAUUUGCUAAACAUGCGAAGUUCUCCAUCGAAAAGGAAUUCCAAUGUAUUCAUUCGAGUAGCUGCCUCUGCGCUUCCAAAUUUCGAUCCACCAUCGUCCUCCAGAUUCAAAACCAUCCUGCCUGUAGUGCUUGGCAUUGCUAUUGCUCUCACCAUUACUUUGGGUAUCUUUUCAUUUCUAAUGUGGGGGAGGAGGUAUUGGCUACGACCAGUGGAGAGCUGUGCAGAUUCCUCCAACUCUUUUUUUAGAAUGUUCAGUUACAAGGAGUUGAAGAUCGCAACUGGGAAUUUCAGGUCUAUGUUGGGGAGCGGAGGAUUCGGGUCAGUGUUCAAAGGAUCUUUAGCAGACGGUACGCUUGUGGCCGUAAAGAAAUUGGAAGGUUCAAACCGAGAUGAUAAGCAAUUCCGAGCGGAAAUCAGUUCCCUUGGAAACAUACAACAUGCAAAUUUGAUCAGGCUUCGAGGGUUUUGUGCGGAAGAAUCCAGAAGGUUACUGGUUUAUGAUUACAUGCCCAACAGCUCUUUAAAUUCCUUACUAUUCACUAGUAAUUCCAAAAGUAAAACGAAGGUACUCGACUGGAAGACCCGAUUCCAGAUCGCUUUAGGCACUGCAAGAGCUUUAGUUUACCUCCAUGAGGAAUGUAGAGAUCGCAUCAUUCACGGGGAUAUAAAGCCCGAGAACAUUCUGCUGGACGCUAAUUAUUCACCCAAGGUUGCCGAUUUCGGGAUGGCAAAGCUUGUGAGUAGAGAUUUGAGCCGCAUCCUGACCACAACGAGAGGAACGAGAGGUUAUUUGGCUCCAGAAUGGAUUUCUGGCCUUCCCAUCACUCCAAAAGUUGAUGUAUACAGUUUUGGCAUGACUCUUUUGGAAAUCAUUUCUGGCAGAAGAACUCUGGAUUUAAAAGUGCAAGAUUCAAGUAAGUAUUACUUUCCCACAUGGGCUGCAACCCAAAUUUACAAGGGGAACACAAUUAAUAUUGUGGAGGAGGAUGUUGCAGAGGAGAAAGAUAUUGAAGAGGUGAGAAGAGUAACUGUAGUAGCGUUAUUAUGCAUUGAAAAAGAUGAGGAGGUGAGGCCGAGCAUGGAGCAAGUGGUGUUAAUGCUGGAAGGGAAGAUAGAGCCUCAAGCUCCGUGGAUUUCAAGCUCUGCGCUCAUGGACAAGCAAGCAAACAGAAACGACAGUGAUGGCAAAAGCAAUGGCGAUGUGGAGAAUGCAUCUUAA
Molecule: messenger RNA, 2400 nt
Organism: Cryptomeria japonica (Japanese cedar)
Lineage: Eukaryota; Viridiplantae; Streptophyta; Pinopsida; Cupressales; Cupressaceae
Product: G-type lectin S-receptor-like serine/threonine-protein kinase At2g19130
Exons: 1
Coding region: 1-2400 (799 amino acids)
Biological process (GO): recognition of pollen; protein phosphorylation
Molecular function (GO): protein serine/threonine kinase activity; ATP binding
Source: RefSeq, a predicted model, not a curated record